This is a messenger RNA of Leptosia nina, 3813 nucleotides long. The record is from the annotation of a GenBank genome assembly. NCBI's taxonomy places the organism in Eukaryota, Metazoa, Arthropoda, Insecta, Lepidoptera, Pieridae.
AUGGUGUGGCGAUACGCAACAUGGCUAGAAGUUGCAGCCACAACAGCUGCUGUUAUCUGCGGUUUCCUGUGUUCGUUGGGUCUGGUGGGAGCGGUAUUAAUAUAUGGGGAACUGACUGCCCUCUUUAUACAAAGGGAUCAGGCGAAACGACCGCCAGCAGAACCUAUGUUAUUGGAGCUUUUUGGCGGUGGGAUAACGUUAAACGAUGGUAACAGAAGCCUUCACAUGGACGCGUUGGUGGACGAUUCUGUCGCCUUCGCAUCAGCUAGUGUAGCCAUCAUGAUGCUACAAAUGUUCUUCGCCACAAUUGCAGUCAGUUUGGCAAACUGGGCGGCUGCUAGAAUGAUAGCACGAAUCCGAUGGCGGCUCCUCCGCUCCGUAUUGAGUCAAGAAACUGCCUUUUUUGACAUGAAUACAACAAUGAAUUUUGCCACGACAAUCACAGAAGACACGGACAAGCUAAAAGCCGGUGUGGGUCAGCAGAUCGCGAUGAUGUCAUAUCUAGGUGGCAGUGUGAUCUCCGCUGGACUAGUCGCCAUGUUGUAUGGCUGGCAGCUAACUCUUGCUGGUCUGGUCGUCGUUCCAGUGGCGCUGAUGAUAGUCUCAUUUGCUGCUAAGUACCAAACGAAGUAUACUUCUGAAGAAGUGACGUCAUAUGGAACAGCGGGUAGAAUGGUAGAACAAGCCUUAGCUGCUAUAAGGACCGUCAGAGCGUAUGCUGGUGAAGAGAAGGAGGUUUCUAGCUAUGAAAACUCCUUGCAAUCUGCAAGCUCCUCUACCCAAAAACGUUGUUUAUGGACAGGCGCAGGGUCCGGCGUGAGCUGGCUUCUAACUUACAUCUUAAACUCUAUUGUCUUUGCCUAUGGGACAGCUCUAUGCGUUCAGGACAUGGACUUGCCAGCUGAAGAGAGAAUUUAUCAUCCUGGAGUUAUGGUUACGGUCCUAUUCUGCUGCUUCAUGGCUGCUCAGAACACGGCAAUGUGCACCACCCAUCUCGAGAUCUUCUCCACAGCACGGGGAGCUGCUAAAUCUCUCUUUAAUUUACUCGAGAAGAAGUCCAAGAUUGAUCCAUUACUUGAGACUGGUGCGAAGCCUGCUAAGUUCGAAGGAAACAUGUCGUUCGAGAACUUGUAUUUUAAUUAUCCUUCGAGGCCGGAUGUCAAGGUUCUUCGUGGCAUGACACUAAGGAUAAAGGCUGGAGAAACUGUGGCUUUGGUGGGUGGUUCUGGAUGUGGUAAAUCCACUCUUCUUCAGCUCCUGCAACGAGCAUACGAGCCUGACAGUGGUAACAUUACGGUAGACGGUCAUGGUCUGAGGGAACUGAACCUGCAUCACUUCAGAACUCACAUAGGUGUUGUUGGUCAAGAGCCAGUAUUAUUCAGUGGCACGAUACGCGACAACAUUACUUUGGGUGUAGAGGGUGCCACUGAAGAUGACAUUAUUUCAGCAGCAAAAACUGCGCAUGCCCAUCAAUUUAUAAUGAAAUUGGCUCACGGUUACGACACUAUUCUUGGAGAAGGUGGGGCUCAAUUGUCAGGUGGUCAAAAACAAAGAGUUGCCAUAGCCAGAGCUCUAUUGAGGAAGCCAGCGAUUCUUCUGCUGGAUGAACCCACAUCAGCACUUGACCCUGCGUCUGAAAGACAGGUACAAUUGGCGUUAGAUGCUGCUAGCAAAGGACGGACUACUCUAGUAGUAUCACACAGAUUAUCGACCAUCGUUAACGCUUCUCGCAUCGUGUACAUCGAACAAGGCUCAGUACUUGAAGCUGGAACUCAUAUAGACCUGUUGGAGAAGAAGGGCGCUUAUUGGAAACUGGUCCAGGAUGAUAUGACGCAUAGAAGUAUAGAAGCCGUGCAAGAGGAGUGUUCAGAUGACGAAGUAAUAGAAGAGAAGACAGUAAGGGUUAGGCGAACCAGCAGCAUCCGUUCACAAAAAGACUCUUUCGUGCGUGAGAGUUUCUCCAGAGGAAGUCGUCGAGUUGCCUCGGUUGCAUCACUGUAUCCACCGCCAGACGUCAUACCACAAGAUGAACCUGUUCCGGAGAAGGAAGUGACUGUGUCAAAUUGGGAAAUACUGAAACUGAAUGCUGAAGAAUGGCCCUUACUUUUAACUGGCGGGAUAGCUUCGCUCAUCAUUGGAGCUACUAUGCCGGUGUUUGCCUUAUUGCUGUCAAAGUUAUAUGGGAUGUUCUCCUUACCUGAACCAGAAGAAAUCCUCCGUCAGUCAGAAUUAUACGCCGGUCUCUUUGCCCUGGUUGCAGCUGUCAGUGGUCUAGUUACAUUCCUACAAACCUGGCUUUUCGGUUUAGCAGGUGCCAGAUUAACAAACCGAUUGAGGGUCAUGAUGUUCUCAAAUUAUUUACAACAGGAACAAGGGUGGUUCGACGAACCGUCCAACUCCGUUGGGGCGUUGUGUGCUCGUCUCGCCACUGACUGUGCAGCAGUACAGGGCGCUACAGGAACCAGACUGGGUACGAUGCUCCAAGGUAUCAGCACGAUGGUGUUAGGUGUCGGUCUGGCGAUGUUCUACUCAUGGAAGAUGACACUUAUUAGUCUUCUUAGCGUUCCUUGUGUCAUAGGUGGUAUCUGCCUUGAAGGCUGGGUGAACAAAAAAUCGGAAGUGAAGGAGCAAGAGGCUUUGGAGGAGGCUUCGAGGCUUGCUACGGAAGCAGUACUCAAUGUGAGAACGGUCCAUAGUCUCGGUGUAGAACAAGCCCUCCUAAACAAGUACGAGCAAGCUCUCAUCGAAGCAGACAAGCGAGCGGGUGUAAGCCGCCACAUUCGCGGAUUGGUGUACGGCCUAUGUCUGUGUGCUCCUACAUUGGGAUACGCACUGUCUCUCGCCAGCGGUGGUUAUCUGAUCGCUAGAGAAGGAUUGCCCUAUGAAUAUGUUAUAUUAGUAUCAGAAGCAUUGAUUUAUGGAGCUUGGAUGCUGGCGGAGGCGUUGUCGUUCGCCCCAAGCUUUGCUGCUGCGCAAAGAGCUGGUGGACGCGUUCUGCGUGCGUUGCACCGAACGCCGCGCGUUAUAAGCGAAUGCUCGGAUGAACCGAAUUGGGUCUCAUCAGGAAACAUUAGCUUUUCCAACGUUCACUUCAAAUAUCCCACAAGGCUCCACCAGCCCGUUUUACGAGGCCUCAAUUUGGAAGUCCCAGCCGGUCGCACUGUGGCCCUAGUGGGUCCCUCGGGUUGUGGUAAGAGUACCAUUAUGCACCUGAUCUUGAGGAGUUAUGAUCCAGAAAACGGAUGUGUGACCCUCGACGGCCGAAAUAUUAAAUCGAGGCUGACUCUACCUCGUCUCCGCGCACAACUGGGUCUGGUCCAACAAGAGCCAGUUAUGUUUGAGCGGUCAAUACGAGACAAUAUUGCUUAUGGCGACAACGGGAGAGAAGUUGGCAUGGACGAGAUUAUUGAUGCGGCUACGAAGGCCAAUGUACAUGGAUUCGUUGCUAGUUUGCCCCUGGGAUACGACACAGUGCUAGAAGCGGGAAGCGCAGCGCUCUCUGGUGGCCAGAAGCAACGGGUUGCUAUAGCCCGCGCGUUAGUCCGAGAUCCGAGGGUCUUGUUGCUGGAUGAGGCUACUUCGGCGUUAGAUGCUGCUAGCGAAAAGGUAGUACAAGCAGCUUUAGAAACAGCGUCUCGUGGUCGCACCACGGUCAUAAUAGCCCACAGACUCGCAACAAUUAGGCAUGCAGAUAUAAUCUGUGUUGUGGAUAAAGGUGCCGUAGCUGAAAGUGGAUCCCACGAAGAAUUAGUGAAAAGGAGAGGCCUAUAUUGGGAACUAUUACAACAACAGGCACCCAACGAUGCUGCAUAG